UUACUUCUUAUCCCAUCUGAUUCAGACCUUUGAGAUCCCGUAGGAGAAAUAUCUUCUGUGUGGACAGGGAAUUUUGUGUCGUUUGGUUUCUUCUUUCUGAUGCCUUGGUGAAAUGGAAGCUGGUUCAGAGCAUGUUUUUGAGUGCCAGGAGCCAUGCUAGUGACCCCUCCUCCAUAGUUAAUGGCUCUUCACUGGAAGAGGUGGAGCUUGAGCUCCUGAGCUCCUGUAAACCCUUUUUUGUUGGGAAGUACCUCUCAGCUCAGCCGCAGACAGGAAGCAGCAUAUUAUUACAGUCAUCGCCUGCCUCUGCACUUCAUUGCCGUCAGAAGGAAACUUAUCCCAGCUCCUCCUUAAGCAGGCAGCUAAUCAGCUUGUGGCAAGUGAUUAUCACUCCAUGUCGGAAGCUCAUCCUUUGUGCUGAUAACAGGAAGGAGAUGGAAGAUUGGAUUGCAGCACUGAAGACUGUCCAAAACCGUGAACAUUUUGAGUCUACCCAGUACAGCAUGGACCAUUUCUCAGGGAUGCAUAACUGGUACGCCUGCUCCCAUGCCCGGCCAACGUACUGCAACGUGUGUCGGGAGGCCCUGUCCGGGGUCACAUCACACGGGCUGUCCUGUGAAGUGUGCAAGUUUAAAGCCCACAAGCGCUGUGCUGUGCGGGCAACCAACAAUUGCAAGUGGACAACUCUGGCCUCUAUCGGGAAGGAUAUCAUUGAGGAUGAAGAUGGGAUCUCAAUGCCACAUCAGUGGCUGGAAGGAAACCUGCCCGUGAGUGCCAAAUGCACGGUGUGUGAUAAAACCUGCGGCAGUGUCCUGCGUUUGCAAGACUGGCGCUGCCUGUGGUGCAAAGCCAUGGUACACACAGCAUGUAAAGAGUUGUUACCAAACAAGUGCCCUCUUGGGCUCUGCAAAGUGUCUGUCAUUCCUCCUACUGCUCUUAACAGCAUUGAUUCAGAUGGUUUCUGGAAAGCCACUUGUCCCCCUUCUUGCACAAGCCCUUUGUUGGUCUUUGUCAACUCAAAAAGUGGAGACAACCAAGGUGUAAAAUUUCUACGAAGAUUCAAACAACUGCUGAAUCCAGCCCAGGUCUUUGACCUCAUGAAUGGAGGACCUCACCUUGGUUUACGCUUAUUCCAGAAAUUUGACACUUUCCGGAUUCUAGUUUGUGGUGGGGACGGCAGUGUUGGCUGGGUUCUCUCAGAAAUUGAUAGCCUCAACCUUCACAAGCAGUGCCAGCUGGGAGUGUUGCCCUUGGGAACAGGGAAUGACCUUGCUCGUGUUUUAGGCUGGGGUUCUGCUUGUGAUGAUGAUACCCAGCUCCCACAGAUUCUGGAGAAGCUGGAGAGGGCCAGUACCAAAAUGCUGGACAGGUGGAGCAUCAUGGUGUAUGAAACCAAACUCCCUCGCCAGGCCUCCUCUUCCACAGUCACUGAAGAUUGCAGUGAGAAUUCAGAGGUGCAGAAGAUUCUCUGCUAUGAAGAUUCUGUGGCUGCUCAUUUGUCCAAAAUUUUGACUUCUGACCAACACUCAGUGGUGAUCUCCUCAGCCAAAGUGCUUUGUGAAACGGUGAAGGAUUUUGUGGCUCGAGUAGGGAAAGCCUAUGAGAAGGCAACAGAAAGCUCAGAGGAGUCAGAGGUCAUGGCCAGGAAGUGCUCUGUCCUGAAGGAGAAGCUGGACUCAUUGCUGAAGACACUGAAUGAUGAAUCUCAAGCAUCCUCCUCUCUUCCCAACCCUCCUCCCACCAUUGCAGAGGAGACAGAGGAUGGGGAUGGGUCGGGCAGUGCUGGUGACUCUUCAAGUGAGCUCUCGGUGGGCUCGGCCUGCACUGCACGGCCCCAGAUAUUCCGUCCCCGAGAGCAGCUCAUGCUGAGAGCCAACAGCUUGAAAAAAGCCAUUCGCCAGAUAAUAGAGCAUGCAGAGAAAGCUGUAGAUGAGCAGAACGCCCAGACCCAGGAGCAAGAGGGCUUCCUCCUUAGUCUCUCAGCCUCUGAGGAAGGCAAGGAGCUGAGGAAUGAGGAUAAGAUUUCCGUGCAGUCAUCACACAGCAGCAGCUAUGGAGUGUCCAAGGGGAGGAGCCAGAGGAAAGCCUCCAAGUCUCCUUGUGAAAGACUAAUAAACAAAGGAAGUUUGUCACUGGGCAGCUCUGCAUCUCUUCCUCCCCAGACAGGAAGCCGUGACAACUUGCCAAUGCUGAACACAAAAAUCCUCUACCCAAAUAUCCGUGCUGGCAUGUCAGGUUCUUUGCCUGGGAGCUCUGUCAUCAGCCGAUUGUUGAUCCAUGCUGAUCCCUUUAACUCUGAGCCUGAAAAUCUUGAAUGUUACACUGAGAAGUGUGUCAUGAAUAAUUACUUUGGAAUUGGACUGGAUGCAAAGAUUUCUUUGGACUUCAACAACAAACGUGAUGAGCACCCAGAGAAAUGCAGAAGUCGUACUAAGAACAUGAUGUGGUAUGGAGUACUGGGCACCAAGGAGCUGCUGCACAGAACAUAUAAAAACCUGGAGCAGAAGGUCUUGCUGGAGUGCGAUGGGAGGCCAAUCCCUCUGCCCAGUCUCCAGGGGAUUGCUGUACUCAACAUUCCCAGCUAUGCAGGAGGCACCAACUUCUGGGGGGGAACUAAAGAGGAUGAUACAUUUACAGCCCCUUCCUUCGAUGACAAGAUUUUGGAGGUGGUAGCUGUGUUUGGUAGCAUGCAGAUGGCAGUGUCACGUGUGAUAAACCUGCAGCAUCACCGGAUUGCACAGUGCCGGACAGUAAAGAUAGCAAUCCUUGGAGAAGAGGGAGUUCCUGUGCAAGUGGAUGGAGAAGCCUGGAUCCAGCCUCCAGGUUACAUUUGGAUUGUUCAUAAGAACAGGGCACAGACCCUCACCCGAGACAGGGCAUUUGAGAGCACCCUGAAAUCUUGGGAGGACAAACAGAAGUGUGAGUUGUCACGACCCUCCUCUUUCUCUCUGCAACCAGAGAUCAUGUCUGAAGAAGAAUCCACCCAGAUCAUCCAGUUUGGUCAAGCUGCAGGUGUUCUGAUCCACAGCAUUCGGGAAAUAGCUCAAUCCUAUCAGGACAUGGAACAGGAGCUUGCCCAUGCUGUCAAUGCCAGCUCCAAGUCUAUGGACAAAGUCUACGCUAAAUCCAAGUCUACAGAGGGUCUGAACUGCAGCCUUGUUGUAGAGAUGGUGAAUAAUGUCAAAGCCCUGCACAAUGAGACAGAGCUGCUGCUGGCAGGCAAGAUGGCACUGCAAUUAGAUCCUCCACAGAAGGAGCAGCUCCAGACAGCCCUGGCAGACAUGGACCUCCAGCUGAGGAAACUGGCAGACAUCCCUUGGCUGUGGCAGCUCAUGGAGCCCUGUGAUGAGGAGAACCAGAUGCUGGAUUAUUCCAAACGCAGCCGCAGUGGCAAAUUCCGCCUUGUGACCAAGUUUAAAAAGGAGAAGAACAACAAAAAUAAGGAGACUCACAGUAGCAUGGGAUUGCCGGUUCACCUCUGGGGGACGGAGGAGGUUGCGGCGUGGCUUGAGCACCUCAGUCUUUGUGAGUAUAAGGAUAUCUUCAUCCGCCAUGACGUCCGGGGCUCUGAGCUCCUGCACCUUGAACGGAGGGACCUCAAGGACCUGGGAGUGACCAAAGUGGGUCACAUGAAGAGGAUACUGCACGGGAUCAAGGAGCUGAGCCGGAGUACUCCUGCCAGCGAGGCUUAGCCUCUGUUUUCACAGCCUGUGUCUACCAUUCUCCCUAACUGCACAGCAGUCACCUCACAAAGCAGAUGUGCUCACAACUGUCUCUGCUGAACAGCCAAAUUUUAGCUGUUCAGAGCUCAUAUCAACCAAGCAUGGUGCUACUUUUUUCCUGUGGGGUAUGGCUGCAUCCAUUGGAGAGGCACUUCCUCUGUGGUUGGCAGAGCCUCCUGGAGAGAACUCACUCACUGUUUGAAGAGCCAUGUCCUGUGUCGUGGGAAGUUCUGGUUCCAGGGACAGUGCAGGACUCCUGAGAACUGCAACACAGAUACCUUUACUGGAUAACUUCAUCACAGUAGAAUCAUUCAGGGCAAAAGAUAUAUCGGCCAGUCUUAAUUCAGGAGCAUCUGACAGUCUUUUCAGACCCAAAACUUUCCUGCACAUCUGUGUGUCACACCUGUAUUUAACAUAUUUAAGUGGGACAAAGCCUCUCCUUUCAUCUUACUAUUCCCUUUUUAAUGCAUCUGUAGUUGUGUGUAAUUUGCAUCUGAAAUUUGAAGCCAGUGCAGACCUCUUCCAAUGAAUAUCAAGUGAUUCUCAUUCACUCAUGCUUUUGCAACAAACAGUGCAUGUUCUUCAGACAGGAUUUGCACCAGCUGGCAGGGCCUUCUUCUGGGCCUGCUCUCCUCUACCAGCCAGGGGCAAUGGUACAACCUUCAGGUUUUCACAAAAAAUGUGGUGCUGAGUCAUUACGGACAAUUGCUCAGAAAUUCCUGGCAGUAAGAAAAGAAAAUUCUGGAGAGCCAGGUAGUUACAGAUCAGCUCUGACAUUCCUUCUGAAUUCAUCUUUGGGAGACCAGAUAAGAGGGAGAGGAAAGCUGAUGAGCUGUUUGUGCUGCACAAGAUGGGAGGUAUAGGACAACUUGCUGCAUCCUGGGAGAGGGAGCAGCAUGACUGGCAAUGGCCAGGUGUAGCUUCCUGCUUGUUCAGUACCACUUCUGUGGCCACAGACAUGAGAGGGUUUUUUUUGCUUCAGCUUGCAGUGUAGAAAACUCUUGUCAAAAAUUGUGACUUGAGUCUAGUACUUGUAUCUUUUCACCUGUCUAGGUUUCCGUAGCUUUUCCACCUUGCUUCUCCUUUUUGCUGCCUUGCUCCUUCACUCCAGAGUGAUAAAAAAGACUAGAGUAGCUCAGUUCUCCUGGGCUGUACCCCUAAAAUAUUCCUUAUGCUGUCAAGCAUUGGGGGUUCUGUAAGAGCACUAAGAGGAGGACGAUUGUUAGCAAGCAAAUGAGCAUCAUAAUGAAAACUGGAAUAUGUUGAUAAAUUGCCUUUGGUACCAGCAACAGUGGAGCAUGGAAAAAUUAGUGCUUCUGAAUCAGGGUUUCUAGAUGACUGACCUCAGUUGGGUGGCUGUUAAAGCCCAAGACCAGCAUGCAUAGUUAUAUCACCAUCUUCAUCACUGCAAAGGGAAUCUGGCAACAGUCAGUGCCAAAUCAGACAUCAUUCUUUUUUUACUUUUUAAGUAAAGGAUUUUAAAGUAAGGAUUUUUAUCAAAUUGAUAUCACUUCUCUAGUCUAAUAACAAUCAGUCAAGUUAAUUUAUGUAAAGAUUUGUCAGCUUAUAAAGGCUCUGGGCUGAUUUCAUUUCAGCUGGGCAAACUCCAUUGAAUUCCCUAGUAUUUCACCAAGGGUUAUUCUGACUCUGCCUGUCUGUUCUAACCAGACACGUUCACCCAUGUGUCUCCUCACAGCCUGGCGAGUGACCGCGUUUGUUGAAACUCAUGAGAAGGUAAAAAAAGACUGAACGUGCUUGAUCCAGUUAGAAACAUUUACAGUAUAAAUACUGUGGGGCCUGAGCAGGAAAUAUGUCCAGCCUUGCCCUGAAUGUAUUUCUCCUAUGUAUAUGUUGGCAUAGCUGUAUUUUUUAUUUAUCAGUACAGACUCCCUCUAACUAUAUUGAAUUCCUGAGAUAUCAGGUAAGUAAGAAUUGCAAGCAUACUGUAUUGUCCCACUUGCUUGUUGAGGCACAGAGCAACAUCUGGAUGAAAAUGAGGAGAAAUCUCUUCAGGAGAGCCCCAGGAUACAGCCAUCCCCAGUGGUGGUGUGCCGUGACCUCACAGUGUCUGCAUCCCACUGUCUGUCCCAGAAUUGUGUGUUUCUGGGACAUCCAUGUGCCUUCCAGGAGAGUGCAGCAGGGGGUUGAGGCAGGUGAUAACUCUGGAGAAGAGGUGAGAUCUGUGUUUGUUCCUAUAUGCAGUGAAGGAGCUGUUCUGUGAACUUUCCCCAGCAGCCUCAUGGUUAAAGAUGCAUAAACAAUAAGCUCUUGCCUUGCAUAAUCCUUGAGGGAUUAAAUUCUUGCUUCCACAGAAACAGCUCCUCUCUACUCUUCCUGCCCAGAGCAAUAGAGGAAUCCAAAGAGUUUUUACAUUCAGGUGUGUUCCUCAAUUCAUGCCAUAUCUGUCAACACCUGAUGGCCGUUAGCCAUUUACAUGAGUGAUAAGGCCUGCACAGAUGCAUCUUCAUUUCUUUUGCUUUUUUGAUCUGUGUGUCAAUGCCUUCAGAUCCUUUUUGUGCAGAUGCACAUCUGUCAAUGGGUUAACAGCCACUAUAUUCCUGUCUUACUUAUCAGAGGCAGGAAGGGAGUUCUUCCUUCUUCUAAGACCUAGAAAAUGGGAUCCACAUUUAACCUGAGUGCCUUUGGAUAUUUAUUAAGGUUUAGAUCUAAGAAACCCCAAAGGGUUGUAGUUCUGUAUGUCUCACUGGGAACAGUGCAGAUUUCUGUUGGCAAGAUUUUUGUGAAUAGAUGAAGACAAUUUGUGUUGAACAUCAGUGAGCUCUAUCUGCAAAGUAGGGAGCCAGGUAGAACUUCUGGCUGCUGCCUAUUCUGAGUUUCUCUUCUGACAUCUGAUAAUUUUUUGUGGGAGGAAAAACUCAGGAACAACAGUUAGUAAAAAAUAUGCUGCUUUGCCAAAAAGAGACUGCCCAGCAGUCUCAGGAGCACCAGCCUGAGAGAAGCUAGAACUGCACAUAUCACAGAGGUGUUUAGUCCCUGAAGAAACACAGCUCCUGUGAAAGCCAUACAGCACCUUCUGUUCACAUCCCUCACCCUGGCAGUGGCUGCAGUGAGCUGGGCACGGGGUUUCUUCUGCUUGGAAGAGGCUUCAGUCCCUUUUCUCACAUUCUGGCACCAUCCUGGAUAUUUAAUGGCAGAUUCUGGGGAAUUAUGGUUGGGGCUAAGUGAGAUUGUGUGCAGUGGAGACUGGAGGGAGGUUUGGCUGUUGGCAGUGCCCUGCCCUGGGCUGCCCUUGGGAGGGCUGGUACAGCCUCUCUUCUGUACCUUGUGGGAUGUCAGCAGGAGCCAGCACAGUGGCCAAGGGGAGCUGUGCUGCUGGGUGCCUGGAGGUGCUGGCCUGGCACCUGGGAGCCUCCAGCUCUGCUGAGGCCUUCAGUGCCAGUGCUAAAUCUGCUUCUGCCCCCAAAUUGUAUGGAAAGCUUUGAUCAUUGUUUUAGUGUUAUUUAAAAAUGUACAUAAUAGCGAUGUGAUUUAUAAAACAGACUGUUUACAAGACAUAUUUUGUAUCUUAAGAUGUGCGUACUGUAAAAAAAAAAAGGAAAGUAUGGAAAAUGAUGUUUUUCUACAACUGUCAGUAGUGACUGCAUGUCUGUAUUAUUGUCCGCCGACCACUGUUCCUCAGGGGUGUCCCCACCAUUCCUGCAAUCCUGUCAAAAGCAUCGGGAAGCAAGUGAAUCCCUGUACAGUCUUGGGAAGAAGGUUUUGUGCCUUAAGAAUGGGACCUGCUUCCCUCCUAUUUAUUUUGUUAAUUUAUACAGUGAUUACGAUGGAAAUGUCUCUUGGUGGUUUUUUUUGUACAUAGUUUACUUGUUGUAAAUAUAUUUUUCUUGUAUAUAAAGUAAACAUGUUUCCGAGCUUCCAGUAAGGAUUCUCUGUUGCUGAUUUUGUUGUGAGAGGGCUGCUGUGCCCAUCAGGUGGGAAACAGCUAAUAAAAACCUGUGCUGUGAUUAAAUGGCUUUAUCCUGGCUUGCAUCAGAAGUUCAGAGCUUCUCCUUAGAGAGGAGUGAAAUGGUAAAUCUAAGUGUUGUAGACUAACUUUGUAGCAUUUUUUGUGUUGGUUUAAUUGGCAUGGAGUAGAAGACAUCAGGUAGUUUAAUUUUUUUUAGCUAUGUCUUGUAGUGAACAAAUGUUGUUUUAAAUGUGGUGCUUCUACUGGUGCUCAUGUGAUCAAAGCUCUGCUGGCAGCAAACCCACGGCUUGAUGGGAACACUGUCAGACUCAGCAGAGCUGUGUUGGCUACCCCUGCUCAGGUGCUGUUCCUGGCCAUGGUGCUGCAGUGCCUCUGUGUAUUCCAUUUAUUGCAGGCAAUAUGUACGGUGACUGGAAUAAGUGAAAAUGCAUUUUGCAAAAAUGUGGGAGAAGUGAAUUUUCUCAUGAAAUGUAGAAAUUGAGUGCUAUAAAUGACGCCUGUAAACUUGAAACAAAAAAAUUUGGCGUGUUUGGGUGAGCAGUUCAUAGAGUGGAUUGUGACAGCCUUUCUCUUCCGUCUGUACAGAUUGGUGUGUUCAUAAGAUGCUGAUAGGAAGCUUACAGUGGAUUUAUUUAAAUUGACAGGAUGGUUGUAGAGUUCCACAGUAUUGUCACAAAGUGGGUGGAAAGUAAGUUACAAUGGUCAUGAAUAUUUUCUAUGUGAAAAACAUCUUUGUAUGGGAUAAUUAAACAGAAGUAUGGAGAGAAUAGUGUAUGGAACAGGAACAUCAUUCUGAUGUUACAUACUCUUGCAUGAUGAAAAUGGUAAAAUUUUCAUUUGACCAUUUUUCAUUGGUUACCUGGAGCCAGAAUAAGGAGAAGAUAAGAGCUACGGUGUUUAUUCACACAUGCAUCAUUCUCUGAGUGUCAGGCUCUGCUUUAAGUGGCAUUACAGAAAAAAUGCAAAGAAGGCAACAGCAGAGACAGAAGAUACUCUUACUCCUCUGAUACAGGUUAAUUAAUUUUGGUCUUUUUUUAAUGAUGUGGCAGAAGCUAAUAGCAAAAAACUUACUGCCCCACUCAGUGUGUCCCUGACGACUCCUGGGUGCACAGGUGGUUUGCAUGAAGAUGCCAUAUCUUCAACAUCAUCUUCAACCCUGCAAAGGGUCCUUGGGCAUCGGAAGGGGCUGCCCAGGGGGUUUCGGAGUUCCCCUUACUGGACAUGUUCAAGGAAUGACUGGAUGUGGCACUCAGUGCUCUGGGCUGGGUGACAAGGUGGGGAUUGGUCACAGGUUAGACUCAAUGGUCUUGGAGGGUUUUUCCAACCUGAGUGAUUCUGGAAUUCUGCACAGCUCACAGAGGUGCCACUGCAGACACUGUUUGCAGAGAACUUGACAUGCUGGUUCCUACCACCUCCAAUGCAAGAAAAUUUUUGAAAAGGAUUGGGGGUUUUCUCUAAAUGCUUAGUGUUCAGAAUUCAAUAGAAUACUUUGUUCUGAUGAGAGCUAACCCAGCACACCAGAAGAUGCAGCAUGCUGGUACAAGCAUCUGGUAUCUGCUUAGGGCUGUCAGUGGGGGUUAGUUCCCUUUGCUAUAUUGUGGUGGGAAGCUUUGAUGAGAAAGUGAAGUGAGAGGACUCUUAAAGCAAAAUAUGUCUCUCUUGGGUGAUUGUGUGCUGUGAGAAGAGGGCAGGAUCUCUCAAGAGAGCGCAGCACUGGGUAUGUACACUUGCUAAUUAUAUAUAUAACCAUUUCUGCUCACCAGAGAAUCAAAAGGAGAAAAUGGUUUUAGAAAGGCAGGGUAGGUGCCUCAGCUGUUUUGCUUUUCCCCUGUAUGCAGGUAAAUGGUCAAGCUCUCCCUGAGCACUGUUUGUUUAACAACUAAAAAGAAAGCACUUCAUGUCACUCCAAAGAGUAAAUAUCUGAAGUUAUGGAUUAACUAAGUUCCAGCAGAGCUCAUGGAGGAAGAACAGAUCACGCUGAUUCCCACUGAAUAAAGCAGUAAGUGCUUUCAAAAGUAUUGUAUCCUUUGAGAUUUCUAGGUACAGCUUGCUUUAAUGGAGCAUGAAACUUGUAAAAAAUGUCCAGGGGAGGGUGUCAGGACAGGCCAGAAGUUUUCUGGGAGAGCUGCUGAUGUAUUAAAGGGAGCGAGCAA
Messenger RNA from Camarhynchus parvulus, 9803 nucleotides. RefSeq names its product diacylglycerol kinase delta (gene DGKD). Gene Ontology annotation, molecular function: ATP-dependent diacylglycerol kinase activity; protein heterodimerization activity; protein homodimerization activity. The transcript is spliced from 28 exons. The record is from RefSeq and is a predicted model, not a curated record. The coding region runs from base 132 to 3692 and encodes 1186 amino acids. NCBI's taxonomy places the organism in Eukaryota, Metazoa, Chordata, Aves, Passeriformes, Thraupidae. Gene Ontology annotation, biological process: diacylglycerol metabolic process; intracellular signal transduction; lipid phosphorylation.